CAUGCAGUCUAGCAGCAAUCCAUCUACGUCAUCCUCUGUCGCAAAAUGUACUUCAAUCACCUCGGACGAUUCGAUCGUAAUCAGUGGCAUUGCGGGCAAGUAUCCGCGUUCGGACAGUGUAGAACAUUUUGCCAAAAAUCUCUACAACAAGGUCGAUUUGGUCGAUGAUAAAGAAGAUCGAUGGCGUCAUCUGUACGCUGGCAUUCCGAAGCGCCUAGGGAAGUUAAACAAUUUGGGAAAGUUUGAUGCGGAGUUCUUCAACAGUGGCUUCCAGGAAACGCAUACGAUGGAUCCGCAGCAGCGUCUGCUAUUGGAGCAUUGCUACGAAGCGUUGCUGGACGCCGGGCUGCAUCCGGAUGACAUCAAAGGUUCGCGUACGGGCGUGUUUGUCGGUGUGUCAAUUGCGGAGACGGAAAUCUAUUGGACUUACAAGAAAACCAAAUCACCGUACAAUAGAUCUAUCUUGGGGUUCGUUCGAAGCAUGCUUGCAACCAAAAUUGCGUACGCAUUGGAUCUGAAGGGACCUGCCAUGGCGGUAGAUACGGCAUGCAGCAGCUCCAUGUACGCUCUCGAUUGGGCCUGUAAAGCCAUCCGUCAAGGACAGUGUGAUUCCGCCAUUGUUGCCGGUACCAAUCUUACGUUGCAUCCUUACAUUACGCUUCAAUUUGCACUGCUCGGUGUGCUAGCAGCGGACGGAUUUUGCCGACCAUUCGAUAAGAAUGCUUCCGGAUACUCCCGAUCGGAGGCUAACGCAGUGAUUCUGCUCCAAAAGGCAAAGGAUGCCAAACGUAUUUAUGCACACGUUGUGAACACCAAAACGAACUGCGAUGGAUACAAGCUCGAGGGUAUUACCUUCCCAUCGAACAAGAUACAGAAGCAGCUGCUGGAUGAGCUGUACUCCGAGGUACCCUACGAUCCUAAGGACGUCAGCUAUGUCGAGGCUCACAGUACCGGUACCAUGGUUGGAGAUCCGGAGGAAUGUGACGCCAUUGAAAAAGUGUUCUGUCCCGACAGAACCGAUCCACUACUGGUCGGCUCGGUCAAAUCAAACAUCGGACAUUCGGAAGCUGCCGCUGGUAUCUGUUCCGUUACCAAAUGUGUAAUUGCGAUGCAAAAUUGUAUCAUUCCACCGAACAUCAACUACACCGAACCACGAUCGGAUGUACCAUCACUACUCAACGGAAAGCUUAAGGUGGUUGAUCAAUCGACUCCCCUAGGUGGACCACUUGUAGCGGUAAAUUCCUUCGGAUUUGGAGGUGCUAAUGCUCAUGCACUGCUACACAACUGCACGAAGCAAAAGAUCAACGGUGGUUACCCAUCGGACGGACUGCCACGGUUGAUAGUUUGGAGCGGUAGAACCAUUGCUGCGGUGGAUAAUUUCCUGAACAGUCUAAAAGGCAAAGCAUAUGAUGCCGAAUUUUACGCCCUAACUCAUAACAUUCAGCGCAAGGAAAUUCCCAAAAUGAUCACCAAAGGGUACGCUAUCUUCGGUGGACGUCAGGACCGUACUGCUGAACUGCUGUUUAAAGCGACUUCCACCGUUACUCCCAAAAAAUAUAAGGUUCCUCCAGUAACGCUUGUGUUUGGACAGCUAGAAAGCAACUGGAAGGAGACGGUGGAAGCGUUUAAGCAGUUUCCAGAGUUUGUUGAAAGCACUAAGGAAUGUCUGCAAGCGAUAAGGGCGUGUGCGUUCGAUGCAUUCGAUCAGACAAUGCAGACGGACGAUUCAAUUCAUCGCAUCUUGUGGACGUUCAUCACUCAAGUGGGUGUGUACCGGAUGUUGAUCAAGUCUGGCUUAUCGAUCGAUCAGUACGCUGGAUAUGCUGCAGGACAAAUCGCAUGUGCGUAUUUUGACGGAGUGCUAUCGCUUCAAGAUGCACUGCGAGUGGCCUACGCACAGGGUUAUAUUAUUCGUGCCCAUCAAACUGAAAAGAACUCUAGCAACAAUGUUUCAUCGAACAAACAGCUUAACGUUAAGAUGGCAGCUGCACUUAAGCCUCUGCGACUUCGAGCUGCAACACCAAAGUGGUUUAAUCCUUGCCAACUGAAAACUUUCGAUAUGUACGAUUCAAAGGCAACGGCAUCGUUGUUCCAAACUUUAGGAAAUGUAACGCUCGUUUUGCAGCCAUUGAAUGAUUCUUUGAAGUCGUCGACUGAGGUUGUCAUUAACUUCCUGAAGGCGAUCGGAGAAGCAUUCCAGAAAGGUCAUCAAAUCAACCUGCUGUCGCUGUAUCCAUCGAUCGACUUUCCCGUUUCGCAGGGUACUCCCAUGAUUUCAUCACUUCUCGAGUGGGAUCAUUCUGCCGAUUGGCAUGUCACCAACUUCCGGACGACUCGUAUGGUUGAUCAAAGCACCUCGGAGUAUACGAUUUCAUUCUCGGAACAAGACUACAUCGCUGGCCACUGUAUUGAUGGAAGAAUCCUCAUACCGGCUACGGGAUAUCUGUUUUACGUCUGGGAUUCCUUCUCCGGCAAAAUGGGCAUCAUUCCCGAAGAAAUGCCGGUAGAAUUUUUCGAUAUAGAAUUUUUGCGUGCUACCACACUCGUUGGAGAUCAGCAGGUAACGCUUUCAAUCGAUUUGAAUGAUGUUACGGGCUACUUUGAGGUACGUGAAGGUACGGCACUAGUAGUCACGGGUCGCAUUCAGGCACUCGCCAAUUACAAACCACCGGUCAUCGAGCACAAGAAGAGCGAUGCGGUAAUACUCCCAUCGAAGGACUUCUAUAAGGAGCUUCGACUGCGUGGAUACCACUACGGAGGAUACUUCAAGUCUGUGCUAGAAUCAGCUGCUGAUGGAUCGUAUGCUAAGAUUGAAUGGAAAUUUAACUGGACAGCGUUACUCGAUUGCAUUCUGCAAGUCGCCAUCAUUGCUGUGGAUUCUCGAUCGCUCGUGAUUCCUACCCGCAUUGAGUCGAUGAAGAUUGAUCCUAUACAGCACAAGGGAACGGACCAGGGCAAUGAAAUUCCAAGCUAUAACGCUCGCUUCGACCCAGAACUUAACCUUUUGCAAUGUGGAGCGAUAGAAAUACGAGGACUUAAUGCUAGUUCCAUCGCGCGACGACUUCCGCCGGGUGUUCCUGUACUUGAAACUUACAAGUUCCAACCGUACUAUCCACAACACGUAGCUCCACUAGCCACUGCCGUUUCAACCAUUGUUCAAACGAUUCUGGAGAAUCAAGCCACAAUCUUUUUCUCCGUCACGGAAGUUCAUUCUAAAACGAGGGAGCCUAUCAUUUCCCUUUUCGGCGAUGCUAUCGGUGACUUGCCGUUGGUGAAGGCCCACCUUACAUUGCUUUCCAACACGAAGCCUGAGCCCAUCCCUAACGUCACUAUCUCGGAAGAUAAGCUCAUGAAGCAACGUAACGUACUGUUGCUUAUCUGUGAGAACCUCUUCAGCGACGACGAGUUCAUCUCCGAUGCUAUCAACUCGCUUUCCGAUCAGGGCUUCAUACUGCUUCGCGAGUCUCAAGGAUAUCAGCUUCAGGAUAGCCAUCGACGGCUCCAGCUUGUGAGUACCCUCCCGAUCGAAGGAGAGACAUUCCUGCUACUCCAACAAAAGAAGUCCGCUAUGAACACCUCCGUCGAUGCUCACGUUAUUCAAAUAUCGUCGAAAGAUACCGCCCAUAACUGGUUGUUGGAGUUGAAACAAGAAGUCAAAACGAAACCCAUCAUUCUCGUCGCUCAAAAUGAUCCUUCUUCGGGUAUCAUCGGACUUGUGAACUGUAUCCGCAAGGAACCCAACAUUCAAACUGUUUCUUGUUUCUUCAUUGAUGAUCCCAAUGCUCCGGCGUUUGAUCCAUCCAAUCCAUUCUACAAAGAUCAGAUUGAGCUUGGACUGGCGAUCAACGUCUAUCGCAAUGGUCAAUGGGGAUGCUAUCGCCAUUUCAAGCUGCUGGAAGAGCCGCGGUAUGAGUCGACCACUAACCACUGCUUCGCCAACUGUGUCAAGCCUGGAGAUCUCUCUUCAUUCACGUGGAUGGUUGGACCGUUGAGCGAGCAACCGCCUAAAAGUCCUUUGGUUAAAGUCGUGUACAGCUCUUUGAAUUUCAAGGACGUUAUGAUUGCUACCGGAAGACUAACGCUUGAAACGUUCUGCACCGACAGGAUGGAACAAGAGUGCGUUCUAGGCUUCGAAUAUUCUGGUGUUACAGCGACCGGUAAGCGGGUAAUGGGCAUCAUUCAAGCUGGAUCUAUGGCUACAAUAAUUGAGGCAGAUAGUGCCUUUACUUUGGACGUACCUAAUGACAUAACUUUGGAACAGGCAGCUACCAUACCUACUGUAUACGCUACGGUCUACGCUGCCUUCUUCAUUUGCUCUCAAAUUCGCAAAGGAAAUUCCGUUCUUAUACACGCUGGUACGGGAGGUAUCGGUCUUGCCGCUAUUCGAGUUUGUCUAGCAUACGGACUUGAAGUCUUUACCACCGUCAGCACCAAGGAGAAACGAGAGUUCCUCCUCAGUUACUUCCCUGACCUGAACCCCAACAACAUCGGUAAUUCCAGAGAUACCUCCUUCGAAACUCUCAUCAAGGAGCGUACUGAUGGCCGAGGUGUCGACUUUGUUCUCAACUCUCUUUCCGAGGAAAAGCUUCAGGCAUCCAUCCGCUGCUUGGCAAAGGGAGGACAUUUCCUCGAAAUCGGAAAGUACGACAUGAUGAAGGAUUCUAAGCUGUCAAUGGCGCUCUUCCAGAAAGGAAUUACCUUUACCGCCGUGCUCGUCGAUUUGUUGUUCAAGGAAAGACGCAAUCUGCUGAUAGCGCUGCAGAAACUCAUGUUGACCGAUAUUUCCAAGGGCAUCAUUCAACCGCUUCCUACUACCGUCUUCCAGGCGCAUGAGAUCGAACAAGCGUUCCGAUAUCUUGCUACUGCCAAACACAUCGGAAAGGUUGUACUUAAGAUUCGUGACAAUGAGGAUGAUGUCGGUUCUGUCCCAAUAUCCUAUCUUCCUCGGGUAUACUGUAACCCAGAGCAAAGCUUCGUCAUUGCUGGUGGUCUUGGUGGAUUUGGACUCGAGUUGGCCGAUUGGCUUAUUAUUCGAGGAUGUCGUAAGCUAGUGCUCAGCUCCAGCCGAGGAAUCACCAAGCCUUAUCAACAGUACCGUAUCAACACAUGGCACACAUACGGAGUCCAAGUUGUCAUCUCCACGGAAGACAUUUCUACCGAGAGUGGAUGUCGUCGACUCCUCCAACAAGCCAUCCGCAUGGGACCUAUCGCUGGUAUCUUUAAUCUGGCCGUACAGCUCCGGGACGCGAUUAUCGAAAACCAAUCGGUGGAUAAGUUUGCCGAAUGUUUGGCUCCUAAGGCUACCGCCACACAUCAUCUCGACCUUAUCAGCCGUGAGCUGUGUCCCAUGCUGAAACACUUCGUCGUGUUCUCCAGUGUCUCUUGCGGCCGAGGAAAUGCUGGCCAGUCUAACUACGGUAUGGCGAACUCCAUCAUGGAACGAAUCAUCGAGCAUCGUGUCGCUCAAGGCCUGCCGGGAAAAGCCAUCCAAUGGGGAGCCAUCGGUGAGGUCGGUAUUGUUGCGGAUAUGCAAGAGGACAAGAUCGACAUGGAGAUCGGAGGUACAUUGCAGCAACGACUCUCGUCCUGCAUCCAAGUGCUCGAUCAACUACUCUCCACUCAAGAGCCUAUUGUGGCCAGUAUGGUUGUGGCCGAGAAGCGAAGCUCUAGUGGUGGAGCGAAGAACAUCGUCGAGGCUGUUAUGAACAUCAUGAACAUUCGAGACAUGAAGUCUGUCUCUGUUGAGAGUACCCUUGCCGACAUCGGUAUGGAUUCUCUCAUGGCCGUCGAAAUCCGACAGGUACUGGAGCGUGACUUCGAUAUCAUUCUAACGCCGCAAGAUCUUCGUACACUCACGUUCUCCAAGCUUCAGAAGCUUGCUGACGCAAAGGCUGAGAAUGAGGCUGCUGAGGCCACUACUCAACAGCUGCAGCUUGAGGACUUGCUGGCUAGCUUCGGUGAUGAAGCCGCCAGCCAUCACACUGUCCUACGAUUGCCCUCCAAGUGUAACGAUCUCGAAUACGAUCGUCCCGUGCUGCUCAUCCCAGGCAUUGAGAGUGUUUGCAGCCCGGCCUGGACGAAGAUCGCUUCCGAAAUUAAUGCUCCUACAUUCAUGCUGCAGACGUUCGCCAACGCUACCGACGAGCAGACCGUCUCCGGAAUCGUUGACACCGUGUUUGACGAGAUGUUCGAGACUGUCUUCGCCAAGGCGGAACAGUUCUUGGUCAUUGGAUAUUCCUUCGGAUCGUUGUUGGCGCUAGAGAUCGUGAAACGCCUGGAAGCACGAUCACUACAAGGAAAGUUGAUGCUAAUCGAUGGUUCUCCAUUGUAUCUGCAACGCUUCGCCAGCCACCAUUUAUCAGGCUUUGAUGACGAACAUCUUCAAAUGGCAAUCCUCACACUCAUCCUAUCGUUCGCAUUGCCCUCGGUGUCCAACGAAAUCAUCAGCACAAUCAUGAGCGAAGCUACGUACGACAUGCGUGUCUCAAAAAUGUUGGAAAUUGGUCGCGAAUCAAAUCCCUUCUCCGAAGAGUAUACGCGCAAAAUGAUGCGAGUAUUGUUCAACCGACUAAAAGCAGCCAUGAACAUGAGCACCGAUGUGAAGGAAAAACUAGUGUCGCCAUUGGUUCUCGUGCGCUCGGGAACGAUUAGCGAAAUUGAGGAGGAUUACGGACUAAGCGAGUUCACACAGUCGUCCAUGAUUGUCAAGGUCAUCGACGGUACGCAUCAGACCAUGUUAUCCAACAUGGAACUGCUUGAAAUUAUUAAUAAGGACACUCUGUGAACAUGCGAUCG
This is a messenger RNA of Anopheles maculipalpis, 6795 nucleotides long. RefSeq names its product fatty acid synthase-like. Bases 2 to 6784 code for a protein of 2260 amino acids. Gene Ontology annotation, biological process: fatty acid biosynthetic process. Gene Ontology annotation, molecular function: phosphopantetheine binding; oxidoreductase activity; 3-oxoacyl-[acyl-carrier-protein] synthase activity. The transcript is spliced from 5 exons. The record is from RefSeq and is a predicted model, not a curated record. NCBI's taxonomy places the organism in Eukaryota, Metazoa, Arthropoda, Insecta, Diptera, Culicidae.